This is a messenger RNA of Hordeum vulgare subsp. vulgare (domesticated barley), 1969 nucleotides long. Its product is annotated as casein kinase 1-like protein 3. NCBI's taxonomy places the organism in Eukaryota, Viridiplantae, Streptophyta, Magnoliopsida, Poales, Poaceae. The record is from RefSeq and is a predicted model, not a curated record. Gene Ontology annotation, cellular component: nucleus; cytoplasm. Bases 189 to 1481 code for a protein of 430 amino acids. Gene Ontology annotation, biological process: peptidyl-serine phosphorylation; endocytosis; signal transduction. Gene Ontology annotation, molecular function: protein serine/threonine kinase activity; ATP binding. The transcript is spliced from 15 exons.
GUCCGUUCAAUUCAAUGGAGGAUUAGUAUAGCGUCGGACGGGAAUCGUACAUAGAUUCAUCGUACGCUGAUCAAUUCCGAUGCCCUAACCCAGUCUGUCCUUCUAGAAGCUCUAGCCCGCUUCUUUGCCCCCUCGUACCACCCAAACUCCAAACCCUAGCUUCCUAGCCUACGUGUCCCCGAGCGAGCAUGGAUCGGAUCGUCGGUAGCAAGUACAAGCUGGGCCGCAAGAUCGGGAGCGGCUCGUUCGGGGAGAUAUAUCUCGCCACGCACGUCGACACUUACGAGAUUGUAGCCGUCAAGAUCGAAAACAGCAAAACCAACCAUCCCCAAUUGUUAUACGAGGCCAAACUGUAUAAUGCUCUUCAGGGAGGGACUGGUAUUGCAAACAUAAAAUGGUGUGGUAUUGAUGGCGAAGAAAAUGUUCUUGUUAUUGAUUUGCUUGGGCCAAGCCUUGAGGAUCUGUUUGUUUAUUGUGGCCGGAGAUUCUCACUGAAGACAGUUUUGAUGUUGGCAGAUCAGAUGGUAAUAAGAAGAAACAGUCUUCAUGUCCUUUUUCUGUUUCCUAGUGGUGAAUUGGUGAUAAAGAUAACAAGAAUAGAGUUUUUGCAUUCUAAGGGGUACUUGCACAGGGACAUCAAGCCAGACAACUUCCUUAUGGGCCUUGGUCGGAAAGCCAACCAGGUCUACAUCAUUGACUUCGGACUUGCCAAGCGAUACCGUGACUCAACCACGAAUCGCCAUAUACCCUAUAGAGAAAAUAAAAAUUUGACUGGCACAGCUCGCUAUGCAAGUUGCAACACUCAUCUUGGCAUUGAGCAAAGCCGAAGGGAUGAUCUGGAGUCCAUUGGAUAUGUUCUGUUGUAUUUUCUAAGGGGAAGUCUUCCUUGGCAGGGUUUAAAAGCUGCCACAAAGAAGCAGAAAUAUGACAAAAUAAGUGAGAAGAAGCUUUCAACACCUAUCGAGGUCUUGUGUAAAUCCCAUCCUGUGGAAUUUGCUUCUUAUUUCCACUAUUGCCAUUCAUUGACAUUUGAACAACGGCCAGACUACAGUUUUCUUCGACGGCUCUUUAGGGACCUGUCGGACCGUGAAGGGUACCAAUUCGAUCAUGUCUUUGACUGGACAUUGUUGAAGUGUAAGCAAACCCAGAAGGUGAAGGCUCAACAGCAAGAUCCUGGUGUAAGUAGCAGGCCGGUUGCAAAGAAUAUGGACAAACACCAAGUAAGUGGUUUACAUGCAGCUGAAGCUUCUUGUCAGCUUGAAGCAGAACAACGCCCAGCAAUCAGAAUGCAAAUAAGAUCUACUGCUGAGAAUAGCCGUUCAAAUAAUCGACAUUCUGAUAAAUUGAGAGUGAUUGCUAGCACUGGCGGAUUGCUGCAAUCAACAUCGUUUGGCCAUGCUGGUGCCCCAAGGCAGAAUGUAUCAAUCUCCAAAACACCAUGGCUUGGCGAUCCCAACCCAGGACCUUCAAACCACCUUUAGCACUCAGAUCAGUUAGUCUCGAUGUUCAUGCCGGUCUAUUUAGUAACCAUUGAAACGAAUGUACCAAGUCCAAAAGAAACAUGCACCAUGCAAGAUCGGGAGAGAUUCACAUGUAGACAAAGAACUAAAGGUGGCGGUGGUCGACAGGAAACAUGCAAUGGACCAAGUCCAAAAGAAACAUGCAGCAUGCAAGAUCGGGAGAGAUUCACAUGUACCAGAGAAAAAGAACUAAAGGUGGCGGCGGUUGACAGGAAACAUGCAAACGGCGGUUUUCGCUCCUGCCUUCUAAGUCACCGAUUUCUAGCCCAAACAUUGACAUCCAAACGAGGUGUAAUUAGACAUGACUGUUUUUAAACAAGACUUGGGACUGCCAUGCUGUUAAUCCAGAUGGCUUAAUACUUCUUUCAGUUAAUUAAACCGUGUUAUUAACUAUCUGCCAUGCUUGGGACUUGGGAUUGCCAUGUUGUUAAUCCAGAAUAUUUUCCCUA